Molecule: messenger RNA, 1647 nt
Organism: Fomitiporia mediterranea MF3/22
Lineage: Eukaryota; Fungi; Basidiomycota; Agaricomycetes; Hymenochaetales; Hymenochaetaceae
Product: TPR-like protein
Exons: 1
Coding region: 1-1647 (548 amino acids)
Molecular function (GO): protein binding
Source: RefSeq, a predicted model, not a curated record
AUGAACCCCUUUGAAGUUUUCUCUAAUAAGCGAUUUGAGCAAUACGGGAGAAUAGAAGAUCUGGGCAAUGCUAUCGAGCAUUAUCGUGCUUCACUGGAACUCGUCCCUGACGGGCAUCCAGAUCGUUCCACGUCUCUCACUAACCUUGCCGCUACCCUUCAGACUCGCUUUAAGCAGCAUGGACGGACCGCAGACCUUGAGGAAGCCAUCGAACGUCAUCGCGCUGCCCUACAACUUCGCCCUGAUGGCCAUCCGGAUCGUUCCUUGUCUCUCGAUAACCUUGCGAAUUCCCUUCAAACUCGGUUUGAGCAGCAUGGACAAUGUGAGGACCUUGAUGAGGCCCUCAAACAUCAUCGUGCUGCCCUGCAGCUUCGCCCCAAUAACCAUCCCGAUCGUCCUGUGUCUCUCAAUAACCUAGCAAAUUCCCUUCAAUCUCGCUUUGAACAGCAUGGACGGACUGCAGACCUCAAGGAGGCCAUCGAGUGUCAUCGCGCUGCCGUGCAACUUUGUCCCGACGACCAUCCUAGAUGUCCCAUGUCUCUCAAUAAUUUCGCAACUUCUCUGGCAAUUCGAUUUCAACAGCAUGGGCAGACUAGGGAACUCAACGAGGCUAUCAAGCACCUUCGCUUUGCCUUGCAACUUUGCCCCGAUGGCCAUCCCGAUCGCUCUACUUCUCUCAAUAACCUUGCAGCUGCCCUUCAAAUUCGAUUUAGAGAACAUGGACAGACUACAGACCUUGAUGAAUCCAUUAAGCAUCACCGUGCUGCGCUGGAGCUUUUCCCUGACAGUCAUCCUAAUCGCUCCGCAUCUCUCAACAACCUCGCAUAUGCCCUUCAAACCCGAUUUGAGCAGCUUGGACAGACUGCAGACCUUGAUGAGGCUAUCGAUCGUCAUCGAGCCGCCUUGCAACUUCGCCCCAAUGGCCACCCAAGUCGUUCCACGUCUCUCAAUAACCUCGCGAAUUCCCUUCAAGCUCGAUUCGAACAACGUGGAUGGACUGCAGACCUUGAUGAGGCCAUAGAGCAUCUUCGUACUGCCGUGCUACUUUGCACCGAUAGCCAUCCCAACCCUUCCGCGGCUCUCAACAACCUCGCGACUUGCCUCCAAACUCGAUUCGAACAAUACGGACAGACUGCAGACCUCGAUGAGGCUAUCAAGUUCCAUCGUACGGCCCUGCAACUUCGUCCUGACGGUCAUCCCAAUCGUUCCACAUCUCUCAAUAACCUUGCAACUUCCCUUCGAACCCGCUUUGAACAGUAUGGACAAACUGUAGACCUCGAUGAGGCCAUCAAACAUCAUCAUGCUGCUCUACAACUUCGUCCCAACGACCAUCCCGAUCGUUCAAUGUCCCUGGAUAACCUUGCCUCUUCCCUGACAGCUCGAUUUCAACAGCACGGACGGAUUUCAGACCUUGAAGAGGCCAUCAAGCAUCAUUGCACUGCCCUUCAACAUCGCCCCGAUGGUCAUCCGGAUCGUUCCAUGUCUCUCAAUAACCUCGCAACUUCCCUUCAAACUUGGCUUGAUACGUAUGGCCAGACUGCGGACCUCGAUGAGGCCACCAAUCAUUAUUGUGCUGCCCUACAGCAUUUCCCUGACGGUCACCCCAAUCGCUCCGCAUCUCUUAAUAACCUCGCGGCUUCUCUUUAG